Messenger RNA from Peronospora matthiolae, 978 nucleotides. NCBI's taxonomy places the organism in Eukaryota, Oomycota, Peronosporomycetes, Peronosporales, Peronosporaceae. The record is from the annotation of a GenBank genome assembly.
AUGAUGAUUCAAAGUAGGAAGCAGCACGUCCUGGUUGUUGGCUCGGUGAACGCCGAUAUCGUCAUCGAGGUCAGCCGUCUACCUCUUCGGGGUGAGACGCUUUCUGCUUGUAAGACUGACACGGGCAAGUUUGCUCCAGGGGGUAAAGGUAGUAACCAAGCUGCUGCAGCUGGGAAGAUUCUUGGUCCUAGUCACCCAACGCUCUCGGUCAAAUUUGCUGGUCAGUUCGGUCAUGAUGCUCACGGCGAGGCGCUGCAAAAGGCACUACAAGACGCCCAUGUCGAUAUUACGCUAUCGGGUCACCGUGACUGUCCAUCGGGACAAGCGUUUGUGUUCGUGUACCCAGACGGUGACAACUCGAUCGUCAUUGUCGGUGGUGCGAAUCGAGCUUGGCCCCUCACACUUUCUGCGUCUUUAAUCGACGCAUUUGAGUCGGCAGCUAUUGUACUAUUGCAGUGCGAGAUCCCGGAACGGAUCAAUGCGUUGGUGGUCAAAACUGCAGCUCAAGCUAAUGUCCCUGUCAUGUGGGACUCGGGAGGGGACGACGUGCCCAUUCCAGCGGAUCUCCUACCACUAUUGACGUAUCUCUGUCCUAAUGAGACGGAACUGGCGCGGAUGACCAAGCGUGAGGUUCGUAACAAGGAGGAUGCAGUCGCUGCAGCAAGGUGUUUGCAAGAACAGGGAGCUAAGAACGUGCUUGUCACGCUUGGCUCGGAUGGAGCGGUGUUUGUAUCUGCUGACGGCUCGGAAGUGGUGGAUCAAAAGUGCUUUGAGGUGGACAAAGUGGUUGACACAACGGGAGCUGGUGACUGCUUUCGUGGAGCGUUCGCCGUCGCGGUCGCUGAAGGUCGUGACGUGCAAAGCUGCAUGAUGCGUGCAACUGCGGCGAGUGCGCUGUGCGUGCAGCAUCCUGGUGCAUUGCCAAGUAUUCCAUCGGGUGAAGAGGUUAGCAGGCUCCUGAAGGAGAAAGGCCUGUAG